GCGCCUGGGGGACUCGGUCACGUGCUUGCAGCCAGGUGCGCGUGGAGCUUUCUUUGCUCUUGUGUCCCAUUGCGUGGUCUGUCACUUUCCACCUGUCCCUUCCAGACAUGGCGGGUUACCUGAGAGCUUGGAGCCCCGCGUGGAGGAGGCUGGCCGCUCCACAUGCGUCCGUCCCAGCGGCGCUUUCACCAGCCGCUCUCUGCCUUCACAGAGCGCAGCAGAGAGACUAUUCAACAAAGCGCAUCAAAGUGGACAAGCCGGUUGUGGAGAUGGAUGGGGAUGAGAUGACGCGUAUCAUAUGGGAGUUCAUAAAAGAGAAGCUCAUCUUACCAAACGUGGAAGUGGAGCUGAAAUAUUUUGACCUGGGUCUGCCCUAUCGAGAACAGACAGACGACCAGGUCACCAUCGAUUCAGCCCUGGCUACUAAGAAAUACAACGUGGCUGUAAAGUGUGCAACAAUCACUCCUGAUGAGGCCAGAGUUGAAGAGUUUAAGCUUAAGAAGAUGUGGAAGAGCCCCAAUGGAACCAUCAGGAACAUCUUGGGCGGCACAGUUUUCCGCGAGCCCAUCCUGUGUAAAAACAUUCCCCGUCUGGUUCCUGGUUGGACGCAGCCCAUCACCAUCGGCAGGCAUGCCUUUGGAGAUCAGUACAGGGCCACGGACUUUGUUGUGGACAAACCUGGGAAGUUUAAGUUGGUAUUCGCUCCAACAGAUGGAAGCAAGCAGAAGGUGUGGGAGGUCUACGACUUCCAGGCUGGAGGCUGUGGGAUGGGAAUGUACAACACUGAUGAGUCCAUCAGCGGCUUUGCUCACAGCUGCUUCCAGUAUGCCAUCCAGAAGAGGUGGCCUCUGUACAUGAGCACCAAGAACACAAUCCUCAAGGCUUACGACGGUCGCUUCAAAGACAUCUUUGAGGAAAUAUUUGAAAAGACAUAUAAGCCCGAGUUUGACAAGCUGAAGAUCUGGUAUGAGCACCGACUUAUUGAUGACAUGGUGGCCCAAGUUCUGAAAUCUAGCGGAGGAUUUGUUUGGGCCUGCAAAAAUUACGAUGGAGAUGUGCAGUCGGACAUUCUGGCUCAGGGCUUUGGAUCCCUGGGUCUCAUGACGUCGGUACUGGUGUGUCCGGAUGGCAGGACUAUUGAAGCCGAAGCUGCUCAUGGUACCGUCACCAGGCACUACAGAGAACACCAAAUAGGCAAACCAACCAGCACCAAUCCCAUAGCUAGUAUCUUUGCCUGGACCAGAGGGCUGGAACACAGAGGAAAACUGGAUGGAAACUCAGAUUUAAUAAAGUUCUGUCAGACGUUAGAAAAAGUGUGCGUGGAAACGGUGGAGAGCGGGCUGAUGACCAAAGACCUGGCAGGCUGCAUCCACGGCUUGUCUAAGGUUAAACUGAAUCAACAUUAUGUCAACACGACUGACUUCCUGGAUGCCAUUAAGAACAAUUUGGACAAAGCUCUUGGAAAAUAGACUCCAUCAUAUUUACAAGAAUUAAAAACAUUUUUACUUUAGUACUGAAUGAAUCUUUGUAUAUAGAUGGAUUGUGAAUAUUUGAUAAAGAAGCGAUUGUGCCUUUAUUUGCCCAUGUUCUUUCAGCUUUAAAUGUUUGCAUAAAGCCGAUGAGGCUACAGUACAAAUUAAGUUCAAUCGAACUUAUCAGCACUUUUGUCAGUUUAAGUUUACCUUGCUUUAUAGCAAGAGAAUCCUUUUGGAUAUAUUCGAACUAUGUUGGCAGUAAAUCAAAAUCAAGUAUUGUUCUCUUUUUCUGUUAUUCGAUGUAAUGGAAAGCAAAAAUCAUGACAUGUUAUUGUGGCAGCUGGUGAAACUGACACAGGCAAAAAGUGGCCAUUUUGUCCACUGUCCUCAAAGAAACUAGAUAAAUGGUUAAGUGUAAGUAAAAAAAAAAAAUAA
Messenger RNA from Cyprinodon tularosa, 1910 nucleotides. RefSeq names its product isocitrate dehydrogenase [NADP], mitochondrial-like. The transcript has 11 exons. The coding region runs from base 108 to 1469 and encodes 453 amino acids. The record is from RefSeq and is a predicted model, not a curated record. Gene Ontology annotation, molecular function: isocitrate dehydrogenase (NADP+) activity; magnesium ion binding; NAD binding. NCBI's taxonomy places the organism in Eukaryota, Metazoa, Chordata, Actinopteri, Cyprinodontiformes, Cyprinodontidae. Gene Ontology annotation, cellular component: mitochondrion. Gene Ontology annotation, biological process: isocitrate metabolic process.